GCGGGCUCGGACAUGGCGAGGCAGCGCGCCGGCCCGAGCGGCGGGGCCCGGUGAUCCCUUCCUCCCUCCCCGCCCCCUCCCCUCUCCCGCACGCACGUCCCGUCCGCCCCCACCCCACCCCCACCCCGGGCGCGCCCGCCGGUCCGCAGCCCGGGACACACACCCGCACGCACGCUCCCCUGCACACACUCACGCACUCCCGCGCCCGCCCCAGUGCCCACAGUCCAGCCCAGCCACGCGCGCCUUGCCAGCCCGCCGGCCGCCCCCGCCGCCCCCGCCGCCCCCGGGCCCCGAUGGACUGAAUGAAGGCUGCCUACACCGCCUAUCGAUGCCUCACCAAAGACCUAGAAGGCUGCGCCAUGAACCCGGAGCUGACAAUGGAAAGUCUGGGCACUUUGCACGGGCCGGCCGGCGGCGGCAGCGGCGGGGGAGGCGGCGGGGGAGGCGGGGGCGGCGGCGGGGGUCCAGGCCAUGAACAGGAGCUGCUGGCCAGCCCCAGCCCCCACCACGCGGGCCGCGGAGCUGCUGGCUCUCUGCGGGGUCCGCCGCCGCCUCCAACCGCACACCAAGAGCUGGGCACCGCGGCGGCGGCAGCAGCGGCAGCGUCGCGCUCGGCCAUGGUCACCAGCAUGGCCUCGAUCCUGGACGGCGGUGACUACCGACCCGAGCUCUCCAUCCCGCUGCACCACGCCAUGAGUAUGUCUUGCGACUCGUCCCCGCCCGGCAUGGGCAUGAGUAACACCUACACCACGCUGACGCCGCUCCAGCCGCUGCCACCCAUCUCCACUGUCUCCGACAAGUUCCAUCACCCACACCCGCACCACCACCCACACCACCACCACCACCACCACCACCAGCGUCUGUCCGGCAACGUCAGCGGUAGCUUCACCCUUAUGCGCGACGAGCGCGGGCUCCCGGCCAUGAACAACCUUUACAGCCCUUACAAGGAGAUGCCCGGCAUGAGCCAGAGUCUGUCCCCGCUGGCUGCCACGCCUCUGGGCAACGGGCUGGGCGGCCUCCACAAUGCGCAGCAGAGUCUGCCCAACUACGGUCCUCCCGGCCACGACAAAAUGCUCAGCCCCAACUUCGACGCGCACCACACUGCCAUGCUGACCCGCGGUGAGCAACACCUGUCCCGAGGCCUGGGUACCCCGCCCGCGGCCAUGAUGUCGCACCUCAAUGGUCUGCACCACCCGGGCCACACUCAGUCCCAUGGGCCAGUGCUGGCACCCAGCCGCGAGCGGCCCCCAUCGUCCUCAUCGGGCUCGCAGGUGGCCACCUCGGGCCAGCUGGAGGAAAUCAACACCAAAGAGGUGGCCCAGCGCAUCACCGCAGAGCUGAAGCGCUACAGCAUCCCACAGGCGAUCUUCGCACAGAGGGUGCUAUGCCGGUCUCAGGGGACUCUCUCCGACCUACUCCGGAAUCCAAAACCAUGGAGUAAACUCAAAUCUGGCAGGGAGACCUUCCGCAGGAUGUGGAAGUGGCUGCAGGAGCCGGAGUUCCAGCGAAUGUCCGCCUUACGCCUGGCAGCGUGCAAACGCAAAGAGCAAGAACCAAACAAAGACAGGAACAAUUCCCAGAAGAAAUCCCGCCUGGUGUUCACCGACCUCCAACGCCGAACACUCUUCGCCAUCUUCAAGGAGAACAAGCGCCCGUCAAAGGAGAUGCAGAUCACCAUUUCCCAGCAGCUGGGCCUGGAGCUCACCACCGUCAGCAACUUCUUCAUGAACGCCCGGCGCCGCAGCCUGGAGAAGUGGCAGGACGACCUGAGCACAGGGGGCUCCUCGUCCACCUCCAGCACUUGUACCAAAGCUUGAUGGAAGGACUCUUUGCCGGGCACAGGUCACCUCCAAACGAGGAGAGCAGAUACCAAAAGAAAACACAAAGGAAAAAGACACCAGAUUCUUAGCUGGGGCCCUUCACUGGUGAUUUGAAAGCACAAUUCUCUUGAAAAGAAACUUCUAUUCUAGCUGUAAUCAUAGGCCAGGUGUUCUUUUUGUUUGUUUGUUUUUAAAGGCUAUGGAGUCCAAGUGCAAGCUGAAAAUUAAUCUCUGAACCAAACACUGUCCUCUGAACAUGCUAAGCAUCCCAGAAACCCAAAUGGGGGCCUUCCUGGAGCAAGUUAAUUCCAGUAUGGUGUCAACCAAAGCUCAGGAUUGCUUAAAAUGUCCACAGUCCCACUUCGGGUCCUGUCAACCUCUUACAGUCACAUUCCCAUGGGAAACAGUGGGAAUUUGGCCUAUGGAAGGACUCCAAGUUUAGGCUUCCAAGAUGCUAUAAGAGAAGAAUCUAGCAACAAGAAAGACCUCAUUUGUUUUCCAAGUGCUUAGCCUCAUUACAUCACAGUACACCAAAGUUCACAGCCAUAACAUAAAAAAAAUCAGAAUAGUAACUACUGAGCACAAGUUUUAAAUAUGGAAGUUUAAAAAAAAAAAAUCCAAGGACCCAUUUUUCCAACUCAGGCAUCUUUCAUUGAAUGGUUUGGAGCUUUAAAUCGAUCCAGUUUACAGUUUUUUUUUUUCUUUACCUCCUGGAAAUCUCAUGUGGUCUUGGAUUCGUCAAAAAACAAAUCAGUUCACUUGAGCUCAAAGUAUCAAGCACAACGAAGAUAAACAGAAGUAAGGAAGGUUCUAGAUUCAUUGCAUCUGGAUUUUCAAGACACCUGUUGUGAAGUCAUUAGGGAAUUGUUAGGAAUAUGGCUUCAAGCACAUUUUGCAAUUUGCUACAAAUUUCGUUUGUACAUAACGCAGACGCACACUCAGGAGGCCAAUUUAACUGUUACGGUACAUGGAGCAAAUGCAGCAUUUAAAAAGAUCUCGAUUUUUUUAGAUCAUUAAUGUAUCCUUCUUGAUUUAUUAGUCAUCUGGUUCCUCCUAUUGUGCAUUACAACCACCACGUAAUUCAUUCUCACUCUUUCUGAUUUGUGUUGUUUCCUCCACCAUCCCAUUAAUAAAGGAUGUUUCCAGUGUUUUCUAGAAAGAAAAAUAAUAAAUUAAACCACCAUACGUGUUGCUCAUGACUGUCAUCUAGUCCUAACUCUCUUCCAUUGUUGACUCAUCCUUGCAAAACGGUUGAAUAAAUCUGGAGAAAACACAGCACACCAAAGAAGCAGAAUACUGCAAACCAAAGACAUUUAUUACUUGCCAUUUUCUAGCCUAAAAAUACUGUGAUUACUUUUAGAAAUCAGAAAAACCUCUGCAACUCCAAAUGGCAUUCAGCUCUUGCAUUUGACUCAAUAUCGGGCUGAGCGGACCAGCUACGCCAAAGACGUUAGCCAAGUCCCCCAGGCAGUGGCUUUACCACGCCAGCUCUGGUUCCUGGCUGUCACCUUCCCACAGCAAGCAAAGAGCACCCACAGAACUCUGGGAGAUUGCGAAGGUCACGAUGUGCAUAUUUACCAGUGAAUGGCCCCAGGUGGGCACCAUGGGGGUGUUCAAAGCAAGCCAAACGCUGCAAUGAUUCUUUACAGACACUUGAGACUGACUUUUUUAUGAAUUACUUAAUCGAAACCAAAGAAACUUUUUCUGCACCUACUUCUGCAACAAAUAGAACUGUCCCAUUAAAUGAAUAAAUAAAUCCGUAAAUCAAUGGAAAUCACCAUCAACAAAAGGAAGCACGCCAGAAAAAAAAAAAAAAGUCCACAAAAAAACAGUGAGACGCACUGUGUUCAAAUAGACCUCUUGGGACAUUUUUUGGAAGCAGAUUUGAAAGAAAGGGUUGAUUCAAGAAUUGAAAUAAGGAAGCGCCUCGGUGGCUGCUGCUUCAUUUGACAACUCACAUGGUAAUCUUAAAGUUGAAGAUUGUCUUUAAUUUGUGCCUAUGCAGUUUUUCAAAAGAACACGGAACAGAGCAACAGAAACCUCAACAGCUACAAUACCAAAGAUGAGGAUUUCUCACAUCUUUUGUUUCAGUUCAUGAUCUCCUUUUGCCUGGCUAAAAUACUAAUAGCGUCAUUGAUCUGUACAAAGGUAAUCAAUUUUGUUUCUCUGAGCAACGAAAGGAAAGGGUCAUUUAUUUGAUUUUAUCGUUUUCCUUUAUUUUGUUUUAUGGCUUUUUACCCCAACAUGGAAUCUCUCAAAAGAUUCCAUGGACUCCAAAUUUAAGAUGUUGGGAUACUGAGUAAUUUUCUCUGCUCAGCAGAGUGUGGGGAAUGAUAUUGUCAUUGAAUGUUCUUUGCUUAACCCUUAGACUUGGUUCCUUCUAUGUUCAGAGUCUCAUCAUCAGGGGAGGGAAGUGGAGCGAGGGUCAGGGUAGGGGUCUUAGUGACGCAUCCUCUCCCUAGCCACAAAACCAAAGAAUUUAUAGAGGAAUUUACAACCUCAUAUUCAUGUGAUUGCUUCAUCUUAACAGGGCUUCAUUUGGGGGUGGGGGAAACAUGUAAAAAUAAUGGCCAGUUUCUACUUUUCUAUUAGCUUUUUAAAAAUCAGCUGUAAAGUUGCAUUUCUAAAGAAAGAUAUAUAUAUGAAUACAUAUAUAGAUCAACUUGACACUGGUGAUAACCCCAAAUUUUUGCUGUCCAAAUUCAUGUCUUGUUUUUGUCACGUGCUUCAUUUGCUGAAAAUUCAGCUUAGAAUUUUGCUCAUGUCUCAUGCUAUGCCAGAGUUAAUUUGCCACUGUGGAUGAUUUGGAGUAUUCAGAUUUCUAUGAAAAUUUCUGGGAAAGAAAAUUCAAGUAUUUCACCAUUUAACCUGUUGAUAAAUAGAUUCAUGGUAUAAAUGAGUUUUAUUUGUAUCUAGAGUCAUCUCUAUUCUAUGUCUCACCCACCACUAAGGUGGUGGGUGAGGUAUAGCCAUCAAAUCCAGCCCAGAUCUGGACCAUUGACAGUGGGGUGCUCAUCUUCUGUAACUGCUGGGAAGGUUCUGUGGUCCAUUCCCAAUAGCUAUGGAAUAUGGCCAGCUCAGAAAUCGGUUCUCCAGGAGAUCUUGUCCAUCAGGGUGUUCCAGAUCCCCCUCAGUGAGUAGAUCCACCAGAGACUUCUCAUGGGGAAGUCCAACUCCUGUUGCAAUGGGUUGAUCAGUUUCCUCAGGGUGGUACACAUUACCAAUUUGCAUUGACAAGCCUGCAUGCAACCACAGCUGGCACUGGGGUGGGACCCUGGUGGUGGUGUUGGGGGGAAGUGUCUCAAUCCUGGAGAGAAGACAUGUAGCAGGUUUUGGGGAGAGUCCCAGAGCCCUGCCCCUAGAGAACCCCAUCAUCUACCAUGCCACCUCCUCACUCCCUCCAUGUAGAUGGGCCUUUGCAGGGGCAGCAGCCAUGGAGCUGGGAGAGAAUGUGAUUCUCCAUGAUUUUUGUAAUUUAUCCUGCCUAGGGGAUUGUUCCCUGACGUUGCCCUUGUGUCCCUUGGUCCCUUGCUCAUACUCCACGUAUCCUUUGUCAAAGGAUCAAGAGAAGAGCGUCUUUCAGCAGGGGAUUAUUCCCACGUAAAUUGAUAAAGGUCGAUUUUAACUUGGCUAUUUCUGAACAAGUCUUUGUGACUUGUGGCCAAUGGAAACAGUUGUUCUUGAGAAUAGGUUGAGGAACCAAGUCUCUUGGUUUGGUUAGUGUUUCUUUGACACAUUAAUCUCAGCAUCUGGGUCUCUGGCAUCCUCUGAAGAUGCAUAGGCCAAAACAGUCUGCCUUUGUGGCCUGACAUUUCAAAACUGGUCAAACCAGUGCUCUGGUGAUCAGAGAAAGAUGUCAUAGUAUGAAAAAAGCAAGAAUUUCCCUCCAAGGACUCUUGAUAAAUGUCUCAUACUAGAUAAUGUCAUACCAGAGAGAAGUGCUUGCUUUUUUUAAAAAAAAUUAUUUACAUACAUAUAUAAAUAUAUAUGUGCAUCUUGUACAUUUAUGUAUCAAAAUUUAAAGCCCUAGAGAAUUUCAAUUUGUUAGAAAUCUGAAAGAAAAAAAUUGCUGUAUUGAAAGGUUAUAGAAUUUAACCCCCUGAGUUUCCUCAAGGAUUUUUAAAAAAUUGUUUUUCAUUAAUAGUUUCAGAGAAAAUUACCAUUUGGAUUUGGUUACAGCUUAAAAUCCAUUCCUCAAUCCAAGAAAAAUUUGAGGCAUGCCUCAGCCAUCGGCAACAACAGGGACUGUGAGAAGAACUGGUUCUCAACCAAGUUUCACCUUCUUGAGGCAACAGAAAUUCUAAUGUUCACAGCUAUUAAGUGGAAAGAUAUUUUACUUUAUGCCUUUACACAAUUAGGUUUCAUGUUUGGUUUCAAUGUGAUUUUGAUACUGGGGAUAUAGUUGUUUCAUUCUAAGAAAUUUUUUAAAAAGCAAAACUGAUAGAUUUAUCUUUUAAAGGAAAGCAAGCAACAACAACAACAAAAAAAAAAAACCCAUAACACUAAUAUUUAAAAGCUUUCUCCAAAAUGUAAAAGAGUAUGUAGGCUGUGGCACACACAGUCACAGGCUAACCUGAGCCAAGAAGGACCCAGUGCAAUGCUUUCUCUGGAAAAUUCAGAGUUGGCUGCACAGCAGUUCUUUUCCCAUAGGCUCUUAGCAAUUGUGGGCUUAGAAAAUCCAAGCUCAUUUUCAUUUCAAGCUAAAAUAAAAUCAAAAUUAGGAAGGUAAAUCUGACAGACCUCCCCUACAUUUUGCUAAGUCCUGUAGUGUAUUUCAAAGCCAAAUAUAAAUACCCUUUAAAUAAUCAACCAUUUUCCUUGUCUAUGCUGGCCACUCACAUAUUAGUGCCAAUAAAGUUGAGCAUAUUAAAAAAAAAUCUUAAUAACCACUGCUACCUAGGUAUAGGUAAACUUUCCCACUUUUGAAAAUGUUGAUAGGAUUCUAGGAGUCUCUGUCAUUAUCAGUAGUAUGACAGCAUGUCUUUGCAGCGAACCUAGAUCCUUAGGAGGUUGUAAAAUGAGAAUUUUCCAAAAUCUAAGACCAGACAGGGUUCUAAUGUUGUUGAAGAAAAAUGGACCAAUGGACUCCAUAAAAACUGGAGAAAAAGGGAUGAUACCUGUUGUUAAAUCAGGGUUGACCACAAGACCCAAACAUAAGUACUUUGGCAAUAACUCCCUGGAUUCACAAUAGCUCAGAGCUUUUUGCUGUUAUUGUUGCUUAACCAAGAAGAGUGAAUGGGAAAUGAUAGAAGAAGGGAUAGAGCGGGUGUACCUAUAACUUGCUGGUAUUUAUCCGCAAAACUGGAUAGCUUAAUAAUUUUGUACCUUUAUCUAAGACCAAGUCAUCUCUGAAACAACAAGAGAUUCCAGAUUUAAAAUAAGGUCACAAACAUCCUCCCUAAAGAAUGGUACCCCAGUUGGUUGUAUAAAUUUCAUAAGAUAAAGACAUUGGCUUUAAGUACGAAUGUCCCAAUGCCUUUAUCUGUCAAUGAGUUGAUUCUUUCCAAGGUUGAGUGGAGGGGUGGUUUGUUCAUUUGUUUUAGAAAGUCCCGAAAUACUUAUGAAAUACAAAAAUAAUUACUGAAAUGAUAUAGGACCUCACAUAGUUGCAAAACCUCUGCUUGAGGCUCAUGGUCUGUGGUGUAAAUCACACAGAACGUUGGCUGCUCAUUGUCCUCAGAUGCCAAAGUGGCUUUGACAGUCUAGGGGAAAUGAAAGCUGUAGCCCAAGCUUUCCCAUACAGGUUUUGAGUUAGGUUGAUUGAAAUUGACCAGCUAAUACAUUUUUAGUGGAGAAAUGUGUAUAAUAAAAAAAAAACACAUGGCUACAGGUUUGUUCAUUCCACUGAAGUCUUAUACUCGAUCCAUUUUUAGCAACAGGCAUUUCAUAUAGCAUAAACCUUGGUAAGUAAGUUUGCCUAAAGUUUAUAGGGUCUGUCAGCUUGGAUGUAUACAGCUUUAGAUGCAUAUUUCAACAGGUAUUCUCAUAGUUGUCUUUAUAUGAAACAUUACCCAUAGGUGUCUAGACUGUGUACAUGCAAGUGUGUACAGACAUACUAAAAACAUAUAUACUGUAAUCUGUUACAAUAAAUAAAUUUUAAAUCAUCUUGUAACAUGUAUGUGGUACUUUUACAAUGUACAUUGUUUUCAUUAUUAUUUAUUGUAACAUUGAAAACCAAAGUGCAGGAAUACAUAUGUGUAUAUAAAAAGUAUCCCAGCAUCUUUAUUGUGUAUACUUGGAGUUACUUUCAUUUGGGCACAUCCAAGAUAAACAACUUGUAAAGGAACCUUGGAUAUUAUUUAAUCGUCUCUGUUAGAAUGACACCUACGCUUUAUGACCUCGGUUGAAUAGCUUUAUUCUGGAUCUCUCAUAACUAAAGCUAAACCCAAAGACCUGAAAAAGGACAAAAAAAACCAAAAAACAAAAAAAAGAAAAAAGAAUAAAAGAAAAAAAAAAAGAAAUGAAAGAAAGAAAAAAGGAAGAGAAGGAAAAAAUAGCAAAGUAAAGCUCAAACCAAUGGGAGAAAGUGGGCUCUGGUUUCCUGGGUUGAGGCAAUGCUGCCGUGGUCCUGAGGAGGCUGCACUGGCUAGGGAGGAGUGGUGAUUUUAUUUUUCUCACGCUGUCACAUCUAAAUGAUCUUUAACGUAAGCUUUAGAGGCUAUCCUUUCUUGCUUUAUUUCCAAUUAGACUAUAGAAAGAGAUUAUACAUUUUGCCCAUCAAAAAAUGAAGACCCUCCCCCCAAUUUUUUUUUAAUCUUGUUUCUUUGGGUUAUGACCCAAUACGUAAAGUACUAUUAAUGUAAUUAAUUUAUUUAAAUUAGUUUUUAGUACAUAAAUGUAUAGAAUUGGGGUAAUUAUUUAAUCAUCCUUCCUUAGUUCAGUUUUACUUCUUGUACUUAUUUAUCAAAAUCUAGACCAGAGGUGCAUCAGAGAUGCAAGAUCUUACUUAGAAUGUUCUCAAAGUUUAGUUUGCUUUAUAAAGCAGUGAAAUUCUGUUACAGACAGGGAAGAAAUACAGGUUACAAAAAAAGAAUUUGGGGUAUUUUUCCUUCUUGAAUUAACUUUUUAAAUAGUUUAAGUAAUGAUUAUUAAAUUAUUUAAUUUAAGUUCACAGCCCUACCUGGUACCAGGCGAACUUCACCUCUUAAUUAUUGGGGCCCUCAGAGCCUUCAUAUUGUAACUUAUUUAUUUAACUUAUUCAGCAUCUGAGACAGAUGCCCUGUAUAGUUUAUAUUUUUUAUUUAAAACAACAGAGAGCACUGCAGUUUGUUUGCUGUCAGAACAACAGAGCAAAUUUUGUGGACAAGCAAUGACUAUUCAACCUGAACCUGUGCAUUCAGAAAACAUAAGCUGAGACCCUGCUUCACCAGCCUGGAUUUCGGGGCUUCUAUAUGGAAACUGGAAAAAUAAGUUUAAAAAAAAUCAUAGACAAAAAAAAAAAAAGAGAGAGAAACCCUUACAUUAGCUGCUUCCAAGAAUGAACUAUGUGUGUGUGUAAAGCAACAAAAGAGGGGGAAAAAAGCAGAAAAAAGAAAAAAAGGAAAAACUUUCUAUUUCUAGUGAGAACCAAAGAAGGCUACCUCACUGACUUUUUCCAUUUGUAAUUUUAAUCGUGUUGAUGACACCAAAGAUACCAAAGAUUUCUUUCUCUGUGCGGUCUGCAUUUUGCUUGUGCUCUUUUAUAAUUUGAACUAUUCUCUCUGACGUAUGGUAUGUACAGCCACAGCUCAGAUACCCCAAAGAAAUAAUUAUCUAUGUGAUGGCGGCUGCUAAUUUAGAAAGGGAUAUUUUCUGUGUUUUUCUCAUUUGUUUGCUGUCCCCUCCACGUGGUCAGGAGGCAAAUUUGGAUGCUGGUGAAAUUGGAUUCCUUAAAUUCCAAUUCCCAAUUGGUGAAGAAGACUGGUUGGAGAUGGCCUUCAGUCUUAGCCAUGACCUCUCUCUGCUUGGAGCUAUCACAGCAUAGAGUUCCAAUUACAAGACCUUAGAAACUCUAACCAUUGGGCAGCAGAGUCGGAAGGGACCUCAGGAGUCAUUUAGUCCAUGCCCUUGUGGUGUAGAGAAGUGAAGUAGUUAUCCAAGUCAAAUAACCGUGGCGCCAAAACCCAUCUCAGCCUCCUGCUCUGCCCCAGCGCUCCAUUGUGUGGUGCCACCUCUGCGUGACACUGGUUACAUGUAGGCAAACAGGAAAGUGGCAGUCCUAUAGCAAUGAGCAGGAACUGGGGCUUAUCACUUAACACUUUAACUCUGAGAAUAAUCACAGGCGCGUUCAGUACCUAUCUAGUUAUACUGCCACAGAGUCACAUACGAUCAGUUGCCUAGUCCGAUAGCCAGCCGUGAAAUAUUAGGGCUCAUGCGGGGGGUUUCUGCCCUGGGAAGUACAUAUUGAUCCAAAGAGUAUGAUUGCUUUCCAACCUCCCCAUUCCAAAGUAUUGUGUAAAUAAGCUUUUAAUUCACCGGGAGGAGAAAUUUCAUUCUUGGCCCAUUGAGUUUAAUUAUUAUGGACAUUUUUAAAGUCAGUAUUUACCAAGAAAGGGAACUCAAUUGCCAUUUGCACAUAUGACAUUUCUGCUGUCCAUUCUUUUCCUUUUCCUUUUCACUUAUAGGGUUUACAUUUCAUUUCUAAGCCAACUCCAUAUGUAUGAGAAAAAUUUAAAGCUAACAUUAUUUGAUGCUAAACAGUAACUAUAAAUAACCCAAAUUUUCAGAGGAAUUGAUAUGCUUGUUUAAAAAGUGGUUUAAGUUGCUUCUCUUUUUUUCUUAGUCAUGAAAUUAAUUGAUCUUCUUGAAGUUUCUUUAGAUUCCAUUAAAUGAUAAAUCAUUAAGAUCAUUUAUCAAAGUGAUUUGUAUGUUAGACAAUGAAUCUUCAGCUUCUGACCAAAUGGGUUUUAGACACAUGAAGAUAUCCACCUCUAAUCUAUAUAAUUCUUCACUGAAUUCUAUAUAUUUUGCAUUUCACCCAAUAUAGUAAUCUUUGAGCUUUUUAAGAGAUCAUUUAUAUAAUAAAGGUAACAAAGGAAAAGACCAAUGAAUUCAUCAGUUCCACACAUCAACGGAGUGUGUAGUAGAGGAAUAUUAGAAAAUAGAUUGACACACCAAGAAACAUUCAGUUCUCUUUCUGAGGUUUCCAUGCACCAUCCUGAUGCUGGUGAAAGUUCCUUCCAGUCCCAUCAAGCUCAAAGCUCCAUCUUCUCCCUCUAGGAGGCGAACCUGUAAGGCCUUCCUUCCAAGCAGUAAAUUGCUUUGAUUUUCUUCCCAAAUUCAUAUUAGGAAUAGAAUUCCCAGAGUACCUGGGAGACAACAAAGAUGGCCUAAUUCAUUAGGCAGCAGAGCCCUGCCCCAUAAGCAAACAUAACCUUCCCCAGUCUUCCUACCACCAAGUCCCACAAGUGAGAACCUAGAGAGAGCGAUGGCAGCCUGGACACAGAAAACAUCCUCUUGUGGCAGACCCCGCCUCAGCAAUCCCCCCUCAGCCUCAUGCUUCACUUGCAAAGUGUGACAUAACCACGGGACGAGUGCCUUGCUUGAACCAAAGCAACGAUUUAGCCAGUCUGGACCUCUCUGUGCUUUUUUUAAUCCUUCCUGUGAAUACCUCAGCUUCAACUGGGCCUCCAUACAGUAAAUUGGUGGGCUUAUUGUACUGUGGUGCUUUGCAAUGCAACCCUGCAAAGAACAAGAUUUGUACUAAUACCAAAGGUUCUUUAUGUCUCCUCCUUCUGCCUCCCGUUCUUCCCCUUUUCUAGUUCUUCAUGGUUCCAAAGCUUUAAUAUGAACCUGGGCAUGUUGGCAAUGCAGACCGCGCAAUUCCUUACCGAAUUUUCUCAGAUAUACCUCAUAGAUAAUAGUGUUUAGAGUAAUGUUAUUAUAGCGUAUGUAAUAAAUUAUUCACUGUUUCUUUUGGUAACUGUAAUUUAAAAAAAGAAAAAAGAAAAAAAAGCUUUAUACGUUUUAGGUUGUGCUUUUGUAAUAGACGAAAAGGUGCGCUUAAAAAGAAAAUGUAUGUUCUUUUUUUCCCCUUUGGAUUUUAUUUAUUCUGGAUUGGGGAAAGUUGCAGAAUGAGCCCAAAGUUUACAGUUUCAUAUUUUGCUGAAGAAACAAUCUGUGUUCAUUUGCUCUGUUGAAAAAAUAAUAAUAAUUAUUUUCUACAUUUGUGCUACUUGGUCUGAACAAUUAAUUGUUCUGUGUUAACAGUGUAGUAUUAUAAUUAGCAACUGCCAAUCAGUGCUAUAAUUUUAUGCAUGAGGCUAAAAAUUUAGCAGUGUGAUGCAUUGUGGUCUUAAUAGCAACAUUUUUCAUUUUGAACUAGCUCUUCCUCUUUGGUUCAAUGGACAUUAUUUAUGCAUGAGGCCUAUCGUUUGUUAGCAGUUGUGGAACAGUUGUGUAUACAUUAAACUGUGAAAAUGUACACAGUUCAGCCUCAGACAGUGGUAAUCUCGGUUUUAUUGGGAGAUGUCUCACCUCAAAAAUAUCUUUACACCUGUUGGGAUUUCAAAAUAAGUCAGAUUGAAUUGGGUUCAAAUUUUAUAACAGGAGAAGUCAUUUCAAGUUUGUUAGCCAACUUGCAUUCCACAAAUUGGGAUCCUCGUAACCCAGAUAUAGCACUAUAUCUGAGGGGGGUUUGAAAAUGAGCAUCAAAAAGCAGCUCACCUCUGCAUUUUUAAUUUCCACUCAAAUGAGUUCUUUUGGCUUUAUGUUCAUGACCUCAGACCUAAGUGGCCAUGUAUAUAGCUCAGGCUCUCCUGGGUUUCUGUUUGGAAAUGGCUAUUUUUGACUAUGUGGUUUCUUCUAGUAUUUUGAUGUCAGGUCAAUUCCUAGUUGAAACUCAAAGGGCAUCAAUAUCAUUAAGUCUCUGGCUUUUUUGCCCACUCCCAUGGACAUCCCCACCAACAUUUUUCCAGUGAUUUGGACAAAAAUACAUGGCCAUUCCCCAAAACUUCAUCUGUGUGGUUUUAUCCCAGUUUUCCUUCCUAUAGCCAGAGUUGACUUGCUCCACAAUGCUACGCCUAUCUUCUAAAGGGGAGUAUAAGAAAAGUUUGAAGCCCAGUUUAGGAAAACCAUCUUGUUUUAAAUUCCCCAAUUAUCUCAAAGAGUAGUUUUCAGCUGCUGUGGAUUGGGCAAACUAAUUCCUAUAUUUGGGUUUUGAGAUUCAUCCUCAAGUUUUAGACCUGUUUUCCAAACAAGUAUGUUUGACAUAAAGCCAAACCAACUACCAAGCACACUUUGUUUUACAUAGGAGAGUGCAGAUGAGAAACAGUGGUGUAAACAGCAGUGUGCAAUGCAAAACAUUAGAAAUCACCGACAGAGGAACAUUCAUAUUAUCUGUCAAUGAGAACGUGUUGCAAAUGUGCUUUCAUUAAUAAUAGAGAAACAUUUUCAUUUGGCCUUAUAAAGUAGGUUGUGAUAAUGAAAGCUUUGUAAUAUAGUCUUUUAUUUUUUCCUUUUAUUAAUCUGCCAAAGAUGGGAAUGGAUACAAGAAUUUUAAAAUGGGCUUUUGUAAGACAGUUGAUGAUUGUAAUAGUGUUUAAUCUUCUAGAAAGCUUUGUAUGUUCUUCUGCAAUAAACCAAAUCGAUCUUUGUUUCAGUAAAUUCUCCUCACACUCACAACUAACAAACUAUUCCUCUUGAUGCAGAUAUUGUAGCAUAUAUAAAAUCCAAAUGCAUUUUCCAUCCAAAGAAAACAGAGGGGUGUCCGAGACAUGAAAGUGUCCAACCCCUUUUAUUACAGGCAACGCAGAGGUCUGGCUCACUAGGAUUUGCCAAGAAGUCUUGUCUUAUGAAAUUUGAGGUAUAUUUUGUUUGCCACUUAUGUCCUUUUUUUUUUUUUUUAAACUUUGUGGAAAGUGAUGUUGAAUCAAGUGUAAGCUGAGUUUUACAGACAUCUGAAGUAGCUACAUUGUGAAUGUUAUUUUGUUAUUAAAGGGUUUUUACUCAA
This is a messenger RNA of Sciurus carolinensis (gray squirrel), 13749 nucleotides long. It is a transcript of the gene Onecut2, whose product is annotated as one cut homeobox 2. The transcript has 2 exons. Bases 303 to 1817 code for a protein of 504 amino acids. The record is from RefSeq and is a predicted model, not a curated record. NCBI's taxonomy places the organism in Eukaryota, Metazoa, Chordata, Mammalia, Rodentia, Sciuridae. Gene Ontology annotation, molecular function: RNA polymerase II cis-regulatory region sequence-specific DNA binding; DNA-binding transcription factor activity, RNA polymerase II-specific. Gene Ontology annotation, biological process: regulation of transcription by RNA polymerase II. Gene Ontology annotation, cellular component: nucleus.